GGUGGCCGGAAGUCAUGGUCCACAGCCGAGGGCCCUAAUUCCGCGGCCCUUGUGGCAGUUACGGCGGUUCUGCACCCAGGAUACGAAUGGAGGCGGCCCGGGAUCACGGCCCGGGGUUGUGCUGCAAGCCCGGCGGGCGUCUGGACAUGAGCCACGGCUUCGUACACCACAUCCGUCGGAACCAGAUCGCUCGGGACGACUACGACAAGAAGGUGAAGCAGGCGGCCAAGGAGAAGGUGAGGAGGCGCCACACGCCCGCGCCCACGCGGCCCCGCAAGCCCGACCUCCAGGUGUACCUGCCGCGCCACCGAGAUGGCUCCACCCACCCCGUGAACCCAGACUGUGAGGAAGCCAGUGAAAGCAGCAGUAGUGGAAGCUCUGAGCUGGAGCCUCCUGGCCGCCAGCUCUUCUGUUUAGACUAUGAGGCGGACAGUGGCGAGGUCACUUCAGUUAUUGUAUAUCAGGACGAUGAUCCCGGAAGGGUGAGUGAGGAAGUUUCAGCACACACACCUCUGGAUCCAGCCAUGCGAGAGGCCCUCAGAUUGCGCAUCCAGGAGGAACUCACAAAACGCCAGAGCCGACACUGACGAGGAGAAGGCAGGAUUCACUGCACUUGGCAGAAUUUUGCCCAAGGAGCUCUCCCCUGGUUUGGGGGUAUCAGGAUGAGUCCGUGUGAUCUUCAGGGAUCCUGUCCUCCUCCUCUAAGCUGCUGUAUCCACAGGGCCUUGCAGGACCACAUCUGACCAAUCUCUCAGCAGCCAUUUUUCUUGUCUCAUUCACCUAACCUAAUGGAAUUUUAUGACAGCUUUGGCUAACUUGGUGUUUUUGGAGCAGAGACUUUAGGGAGAGCCAGGCUUUCUGAAGCUUUUGCCUGUGUGGUGCUGUCUUGAUGAGGUCGUUUGUCAGGCCCCUUCAUGUUUCUGCUUUCUUCCACUCAUCUUUGCCUAGGCCUGUUUUCAGCUGUCACUUUUCCUUUCUCCCAUCUUUUUGCCUUAGGUAGAAUCUAUGUCCCCCUCCACCCCCCAACAUGACUGUUUGUCUGCCACUCAGGAAUUUAGCAUGGGGCUUCUGGGAGCAUGCCUUCCUAACAAGGUCUCCAAGAACUUCUGAUGCCAGUAAACAGGAGAGCUUUGGUUUUGAGGCCUCUUUGGAA
Mus pahari (shrew mouse) is the source of this 1153-nucleotide messenger RNA. It is a transcript of the gene C2H2orf68, whose product is annotated as chromosome 2 C2orf68 homolog. The transcript has 4 exons. The record is from RefSeq and is a predicted model, not a curated record. Bases 87 to 587 code for a protein of 166 amino acids. Lineage: Eukaryota; Metazoa; Chordata; Mammalia; Rodentia; Muridae.